Molecule: messenger RNA, 729 nt
Organism: Cyphellophora attinorum
Lineage: Eukaryota; Fungi; Ascomycota; Eurotiomycetes; Chaetothyriales; Cyphellophoraceae
Exons: 1
Coding region: 1-729 (242 amino acids)
Source: RefSeq, a predicted model, not a curated record
AUGGGUCAUUGUAUCUUCAUCUUUGACCCGUUCUCAGGCAUCUCGGAUGAUGCAGAACAUACAGACGCCCCUCCCGUAGCGUCAACACAGGUCAUGGUCUCAGUGCUCAACCUGCACACAAGCAGGGCGCCUGCAUGUAACUUGCCGUUCUGGUUCCGGGACAAGUCAGAUUUGUCAGUGGCUUAUAAGAUACUCGAGCAUGUCUCGUAUCGUUAUGGCAUCGCAUGCGACCUUCUGGAUACCGACCCAAUCUUGGGAACGGCUACGACGAAUAGAGGAACCUUCCGGUUAAUGACCGAGCCAGAACCCGACAUCACGAAAAUGAAAGCCAUUGUCAGCGUUGGGAAAUCUUAUGAGUUCGGCAAGGUUCUGAUGUGGGUCAAGUACGGCUUCGAAGAAGCGAUUACAGAAGUGGGAGCUCUCCCCUCCGAGCACGGAGACGCUACAAAUGCUGUCUCAGCGAAAGACAAUGAGCUUGCUGGCACUGGUCUUCGAUCUGGCUAUCAGGUGGCUGAGAUCGAGUCAGAGGCACUCUCACUUGCAUCAGCCUCAACGCAUACGACUUCCUCCGUCGCAAGGCGUUCUGGCGUAGCAGCUGUGGACCGGCAGAGAAGGCGCAAACGAGAUGAGAAGCACGCAUCUGUAGCAACCACACCUGAGUCUGAAGAGACAGUGAGAGCAGGAAAGAGGCGAAGACUAUCCACCGACGACGAUAGGAGAGGUCGCUAG